AUGGCAUGUGGAAGUGGUGUAGCUGGUGCUGGGGUUGGUUGUAGCAGUAGUGUUAAUAGUGGAACGGUGGUAAGUCGGGUAUUCAGAAGUUCUAAACCCUUGGUUCUUGGAGAUAGAGAAAAUCUCAGCUCUGUGGCUAAAAUCAUGAAAACUACAGAUUCUAACUAUUGCCUGUAUGAUUCGGAUAUUGCAACUGGCUUGGCUGUGGGGUCCUUGUUGUUCCUUAUAGCUAGUCAGCUCCUUAUAAUGGUGGCAAGUCGAUGCUUGUGCUGUGGGAGGGCUUUGAAACCAGGUCGUUCAAGGGCAUGGGCAAUUGUUCUAUUCAUCAGUUGUUGGGCUUCGUUUUUUAUUGCUGAGGUGUGCUUGCUGGCGGGUUCUGUGAGGAACGCAUACCACACCAAGUACAGGACUCGUUUCUCAGACGAUCCUCCUUCUUGUGAGAUCUUGAGGAAAGGAGUCUUUGGAGCAGGGGCUGCAUUCAUAGUUUUCACUGGCAUAAUCUCUGAGCUUUAUUAUGUUAGCUACUCAAAGGCUGAUGAUGGGUACCUUCCGAAUAGCAGGGAGACCGGAAUAAGGAUGGGAACCUACAACUGAACCCAGCCCGAGAGAAGAAGAAAUUUUGGUAUUUUGUUUCAUAGAUUUUACUUGUCAUAUAAAUAUGGGCAACUAGAAUAUCAGAAUCUGCAUCAGGAUCCACCAACAAGUAUAUUGGACUGUAUUGCGAUGAUGAUUUAACAUUUUUAGUAUGUUCUUAGUUUUGUUUUGUGUGCAUUCGAAAAGGUACUUGUUUAGUUUUAUCCUCCUGUUGAAAAAAUGAGCCGCCAUCCUGUAGCACAACCACAACACUGAUUCUCCGACAAAACCCACCAUUUCCUAACAGCUAGGUAGCUAUUCAUGAUAAGGAUCAUAGUAGCAUGAUGUGGUUCUCUCUUUGUCAGCCUAGGAUUAAGACUCCAUUUUAUGUGUAUAUUUUUGAU
Molecule: messenger RNA, 977 nt
Organism: Ilex paraguariensis (yerba mate)
Lineage: Eukaryota; Viridiplantae; Streptophyta; Magnoliopsida; Aquifoliales; Aquifoliaceae
Source: the annotation of a GenBank genome assembly